AUGUCCUGGAUCCAGAAGACGGUGAACCCGUUGGUGAACCAGCCCGACAGUGGGGAGGCCAGUCCAGUAACUGAGAAUGGAGAAGCGGAUGUGAACUGGACCAAGGAGGACAAGGACAAGGCAUUGAAUGCGGCGGAGGAGUACCAGAAGGGAGGUAUGUUGUCCCAGUUGAAUCAAGACUUGGCCAAGAAGAAUGUCCGAAAGCGCGCAGCGCAUGCUUCUUGUCAAAUAAGAUUAUAUAUAGGAUUUUCAAUGUUAACCCCACGGGUCGAGGUGAGGAUGGGGAUGCACCCCUGGUUCGAACGGGCCACCAUGGCCAUGAUCUUCAUGAAUGCCGUCUGGAUCUCAGUGGACAUCGAGUUCAAUGACGCUGACAUCUUGGCCGAGGCAGACGCUGGCUUCAUUGUGGUGGAGAAUCUCUUUUGCACCUUCUUCACCUGCGAGCUGAUCCUUCGCUACAGUCUCUUCACCAGGACCUGGUUUGCACUGCAAGAUCCUUGGUUCAUGUUUGAUGUUUUCCUGCUCAUUUUGAUGGUCUUCGAAACGUGGCUGGUGCCCAUCGCACACCUUUUGACCUCCAAGAGCGGCAACAGCAUGACGGGUGGCGCCUCUGUUCUCCGGGUGGCACGCGUGCUGCGGGUGCUGCGCACUGCGCGGAUGGCGCGUUUGGUGCGGUUCAUGCCGGAGCUGAUGAUCCUCAUCAAAGGACCGACCAGGGGCGUCUGUGGCGUUAGGUUCUUUACCUUGGUAUUGCUCCUGCUCUUCACGUAUGUCUUUAGCGUGGCCUUUGUGCAGUUCAGCCGUGGCACCGCCUUGGAAGGCCAGUUCUUCGGGUCCAUGGGCACGGCCAUUUGGACCCUGAUUUUGAAGUGCAUUCUCACGGACCAGCAAUUCAUCAUUGAAGCGGUGGCGCAGGAGAGUUGGAUCAUGGCCAUCAUGGUGCUUUUCUUCAUCCUCUUUGGAUCUUUAACAGUGAUGAACAUGCUUUUGGGCGUGCUGGUGGAGGCCAUCAAGACGGUGUCGACCAUUGAGCGGGAACAGUUGGAAGUGGACUUUGCCAAGAAGUGCCUUUGGGAAAUGAUCGACAAAGGACAGGCGGAUCAGGAUGGCGACAACCGAAUUUCAGAGGAAGAGUAUCGGAAUGUGUUGAGAACUCCCCAGGCCAUGGCGGCCUUGACCAGCUUGGGUGUCGAUGUGGAGGCGGCCUUGGACUAUGGCCGACUCUUGUUUGAAGACGGAGAGCCGUUGACCUUCGGAGACUUCAUGCGCGGCAUCUUGACGCUCCGGGGCUCCAAUCAAACCACGGUCAAGGACAUCGUGGACCUCCGCAAGUUCACGGCCGACGAGUUUUCGCACAUCCACGAGGUGCUCAACGGCAUUUGCAAGUUCCUGGUGACUGGACCGUGUGGGGCUGGUGCCAGCGUCAGCUUUUUCUCGGGGGUGGGAGGUGGGAGACGUUGGUCGAAGAGAAGUUGGGUUCGUGGAAGUGAGUUGAAAGGUAGGGUGAGAGGACUUUGGCCGAUUAAUGUCGGGGUGGAAGAGUUGUGUGGUUCUUUCUUUCGUGAUUCUGGUCAAAGAUCGUGCCAAGCUUAA
Durusdinium trenchii is the source of this 1593-nucleotide messenger RNA. The record is from the annotation of a GenBank genome assembly. Lineage: Eukaryota; Dinophyceae; Suessiales; Symbiodiniaceae.